This is a messenger RNA of Paramuricea clavata, 207 nucleotides long. NCBI's taxonomy places the organism in Eukaryota, Metazoa, Cnidaria, Anthozoa, Malacalcyonacea, Plexauridae. The record is from the annotation of a GenBank genome assembly.
AUGUAUGUUGUCAAAGUCCUAGUUGGAAAUUUCACCAAAGGCGAAGAGAAGAUGAGAGUACCUCCUUCAAAGGAUGAUCCAAAGAAUACAAGCCUACUGUUUGAUUCAGUUGUUGAUGAUACGGCUAGUCCAAAGAUUUUUGUCAUCUUUCAAGAUCACCAAUCCUAUCCCGAAUAUUUAAUAACUUUUGAACAUGUUAGUUAUUAA